GCUGCCAAAAUGCCCGAGCCGGCCAAGUCCGCCCCCGCGCCCAAGAAGGGCUCCAAGAAGGCGGUGACCAAGACGCAGAAGAAGGGCGACAAGAAGCGCAAGAAGAGCCGCAAGGAGAGCUACUCCAUCUACGUGUACAAGGUGCUGAAGCAGGUGCACCCCGACACGGGCAUCUCGUCCAAGGCCAUGGGCAUCAUGAACUCCUUCGUCAACGACAUCUUCGAGCGCAUCGCGGGCGAGGCGUCGCGCCUGGCGCACUACAACAAGCGCUCCACCAUCACGUCGCGGGAGAUCCAGACGGCCGUGCGCCUGCUGCUGCCCGGCGAGCUGGCCAAGCACGCCGUGUCCGAGGGCACCAAGGCUGUCACCAAGUACACCAGCUCCAAGUAG
This is a messenger RNA of Vidua chalybeata, 390 nucleotides long. Its product is annotated as histone H2B 1/2/3/4/6. Lineage: Eukaryota; Metazoa; Chordata; Aves; Passeriformes; Viduidae. Gene Ontology annotation, cellular component: nucleosome. Gene Ontology annotation, molecular function: structural constituent of chromatin; protein heterodimerization activity; DNA binding. The transcript has a single exon. Bases 10 to 390 code for a protein of 126 amino acids. The record is from RefSeq and is a predicted model, not a curated record.